Molecule: messenger RNA, 462 nt
Organism: Penaeus monodon (black tiger shrimp)
Lineage: Eukaryota; Metazoa; Arthropoda; Malacostraca; Decapoda; Penaeidae
Exons: 3
Coding region: 46-447 (133 amino acids)
Molecular function (GO): protein binding
Source: RefSeq, a predicted model, not a curated record
AGAAGUGUAUAUUUCUUCCUUUUAUGAUCGAAAAGACCGUCACCAAUGCUGAAGACAAAACGUGCGGCCCCUAAUGAACAUCAUGAAGAUGAAGUUCCAUUGCUUCAGGUACGAUCACGAAUGUGGGAUGCCGUCAUUUCCGAUGAUUUGAACCUUGCCAAGUAUCUGCUGGAGAAUGGCGUCGACCCCAGAGCCAAGGAAAGAGGGCAGACAACCACCGCACUGAUGGAGGCGCACAUCCUGGGCAGGACGGAAAUCGUAAGGCUUUUCCUCUCCAACUCUGGAGAAAAACUGACUCCUCCUUCGAAUACGCUCGUGAAAGGAUGCAAAGAGGUUAGCUUAGUUUUAGCAAUACUAUUUUUUGCAGAUAUUUACUUUUUAUAUUUUUUAAUGCGGAAGGAUAAAACACAUACAACUGGUAACAUCUGUACAUUAUACGGCAAAUAACUUCCCAUCUUCAGU